AGCCUUUCACAGGCUUGCAGCGAAGCACUGUACUCAGUGAUGAGCAGCAGAGGACGGCCACUCCGUAAAACCGAAGACAUCCAAGCGCAAACAUGUGGGAAGAGCUGGAAAAUACGACUGGUCUCCGGCGCGACGGAAACGCCUCUCGAAAGUUUGUUUCUGAGCAGCCGUGGGUCUCUGUCUCCGACAUGCUGAGCAAUGGCUCUGCCCACCCGCAGGCCCCUGGCACCGAUGCGCCGUCGGACAGCGAGAGCGGAAUCGUUCCCGGUGUUAUUGCAGCCGCAGUGUUUAUCAGCUUCUUGUUGGCCCUGUAUGCCGUUCUGUGGAAGUGCAUGGUGACUGCGCCCAAGAGGCAGGAGAAGAAGAAGAGACAGAGAGCCCGUGAACUGAGGGUUCACAUGUACUGACGUUCAGGACCACGCCGGAGGGGCCCGGUUUGGGGAGCGGGGAUGGCGUCGCCGUGAGAGCCUGGCUAGAAGUGCACUGCGGUGCUGGAGGUCCCCAGGGUUCUGGACGGAGGCCCGGGGCGGGACGAGCAGGGCCUGAAGCCCGUUUGGAGCCGCUCGAUGCUCCUGCCGGUCGUCAUGGCCUGCCCUCUGGGACCAGUGUCCAGUGAGGAGGGCAUCCUGUCCCAUUCCUCACCAACUGCUGGAGCUUGUGCAAGAGUAUUUUAGCAAUAUGCUUAAAGCUAUUUUAGCCAUUUUCUGGAAAUGUAUCUAAGUCUAAUAUCAUAUAUGGAAGGUUUGCACAUGCCACGCGCAUGCAGUCGUGGGCAUUUAUAUUUGUAAAUAUUUAAAUGUUCUAUCUGAGUCUAAUAUGAUAUACGGAACGUUUGGACAUGCCAUGGCAUUGCAAUGGGUAAAUGCUGGAACUUCCGUCUGUGAUGUCUCAGGGUUCCCGAAGAACUCCUGACUUCUUUUAUUUAAUUAAUAGGAUGGAAAUUGUGGAACGAAGAUUUGCAAUGGGUGUGCAUUUAUUGAAAUAUUUUGACAGUGGCUCAGGGAUUUCUGAAGAUAUUUUUAAGAUGCUAAGAGUGUGUAUGUCUGUUCUUGGAUGAAAGAGUUGCCAACUUUUCCAUCGAGGUUUUCCCACCGGGAAGAUAUGAGCAAUACUAAUUAGGGUGUUUAGUUCACAGGUGGCUGGGAUAGGAAUAUCCAGAGAAUGUUGUGUGAAUUUUCUGGAGUAUUCAUGUUCAAAGUGAUGUGCAUGCUAUUUCAGAACCAACAUGUAAAUGAAACUGCCAAAGUGUAAUCCAGGUGUAAACUUUUAAGUGCAGUCAGACUGCAUAUUUGGCUAUGUGACAUGCCCGGUGCCAAAUACUUUUGAAAGUGGUCUGACUAUAAAGUGUGGUGUUAGUGUGGUUUCCUACCAUUUUAUAAAGAACUGUACUAAAUGUCUUCUCAGCUCUGGAGCUGGAAGUCAUAAAGGUUGUUCAUAAGCACUGAAAAAAUAAAUAGAAGUUUAUUCUUGUUCCAGCAAA
Conger conger (European conger) is the source of this 1480-nucleotide messenger RNA. RefSeq lists its product as uncharacterized. Lineage: Eukaryota; Metazoa; Chordata; Actinopteri; Anguilliformes; Congridae. The record is from RefSeq and is a predicted model, not a curated record. The transcript is spliced from 6 exons. Bases 93 to 407 code for a protein of 104 amino acids.